Heterostelium album PN500 is the source of this 1362-nucleotide messenger RNA. RefSeq lists its product as uncharacterized. The coding region runs from base 1 to 1362 and encodes 453 amino acids. The record is from RefSeq and is a predicted model, not a curated record. The transcript is spliced from 5 exons. Lineage: Eukaryota; Evosea; Eumycetozoa; Acytosteliales; Acytosteliaceae.
AUGGAAAGACUUAAGAUAAAUUCUAAAAAAAACAAAAAUUGUCCUUUAUUUAUUAAUUAUAUAGAUGAUAAUAUAGAUAGAAUAGUGUUUACAUUAGUUUGUAAAAGAUGGUUCAAUGAAAGAGGUAGAUAUCUAUCUUUUAAUACGAAUCAUAUUCAUAAUAUAUUAAAUAAUGAACUUAAAAAGAAUAUGUUUUUAAAUUCAUAUAAAUCAAUAUAUAUUGACUCACUAAAUAGAAAGAAUAACUACCAUCUUACUGUUGACGAAAGUGAAACAUUUUUAUUUGAAUAUUUUAUGACACCAGAUCAACUUUUUGAAAAGAAUGAGAUUCCUUCAAAUGUCAGCACAAUUACAUUACGAAAUGUAUUGAUCUUUGAUACAUUAUUCCGGCAACCACUCGAACCAGGUCUAUUACCAUCGUCAUUGAAAUCUCUAAAAUUCAAAUGUUAUCACACUCUAAAAGUUGGAUCAUUACCUCCAAAACUCGAAGAAUUGUAUAUCUCCAUUGAUAGAAGCCUGACAAUAGAGGAUGGAGCGUUACCUUUGACAAUUAGCAAAUUGGCAGCACCAAUAUGGCUACUUCCAACAAUCAAAUCAUUGGCAAAUCUUAAAUCUCUAUCACUACUCUAUAGUGGCCAAGACGAGACAAUAGAUUUAAGUUAUCUUCCACGGUCAGUCACAGAACUGAAUAUUGAUAAUGGAACAUUGAUAUCAACGAUACCAUCAUCAAUCAAACACCUAACACUGUGUAAUGUUGAAUAUGGUAAUAUCGAUGAGAUAUUCAAAGAUCGAUCGCAAUAUCAACUAGAUUAUCUAAGUAUACACGUACACACACAUGAAUCACUAGAGGGAUUGAACAUCAAGGAGUUGGUUGUUGAGCUUCACUCUAUAGAAUACAAAAAUGAAGAUUAUUAUGAAUAUAGUGCGAUACCGGAUGGCGUUGAAACACUUCGAAUUGGAAAUGGGAUCUCGAUAUUCACCAAUGACGUUCCAACAUCAGUUCAAACUUUACAACUUUUUUCCUUGGACUGCAUUUUUGCUGAACGAAAUGAAACUCUCCCAACUUCACUGAAAGAAAUGGUCAUUGAAAAUGAUGAAGAUAUCGAACAACAAUUUAUAGGUGAUAUGGUACCAUCAUCUGUUCGUUCAAUGACAUUACCAUCAUUUAGACUUCCAUUCUCUCAUAUUCCCGAUAAUCUUAUAUUUUACAGACCGAUAGAAGAGAUCGAUGAAAAAAUAUGCUUAAGAAGAAUUGACGAUCAACAUUAUCUCUUCUUCACUGAAGAACCAAAUUAUUUUUCUGCAAUUGUACACAGAUCACGAAUGAAAAGAAUAGAAGCAUAUUAUAAAUCAAAGUUUUAA